This is a messenger RNA of Ceratotherium simum simum (southern white rhinoceros), 1192 nucleotides long. RefSeq names its product hydroxysteroid 17-beta dehydrogenase 14 (gene HSD17B14). Gene Ontology annotation, cellular component: cytosol. Gene Ontology annotation, molecular function: estradiol 17-beta-dehydrogenase [NAD(P)+] activity. Gene Ontology annotation, biological process: steroid catabolic process. NCBI's taxonomy places the organism in Eukaryota, Metazoa, Chordata, Mammalia, Perissodactyla, Rhinocerotidae. The record is from RefSeq and is a predicted model, not a curated record.
CUCUGAGGGGCGGAGCUGGAGUCUGGACUCCUGGGUCCCGAGGGAGGAAGGGACAGGGACCUCAGACUUGCAGAUGUGAGGAAGGAGGGACUGGAGACCUAGAUUCCCGAGUCUGAGGGAGGAGGGGCUGGGGCCAAACUUCCAGGCUUCUGGUCUUUCUGGCAACGCCCCCCAGGGCCGGGCUUCCAGGAUCCAGCCUCUAUUUAUGGUUCGGCCUCCCGGGACUUGGGAGGUGGAAAGAGGGGCAGAGUGAGUGACAGUGGGAGACACGGACUGAGGCAGAAUGGCCGCGGGAACGCGCUAUGCCGGGAAGGUGGUCGUUGUAACCGGGGGCGGGCGCGGCAUCGGAGCCGGGAUCGUGCGAUCGUUCGUGCAAAGCGGGGCCCAAGUGAUUAUCUGCGACAAAGAUGAGUCUGGGGGCCGGGCCCUGGAGCGGGAGCUUCCUGGAACUGUCUUUCUCCUCUGUGACGUGACUCAGGAGGAAGACAUAAGGACCCUCAUCUCUGAGACCAUCCGCCGUUUUGGCCGCUUGGAUUGUGUGGUCAACAACGCCGGCUACCACCCGCCCCCGCAGUCGCCCGAGGAGACCUCCACCCAGGGCUUCCGGCAGCUGCUGGAACUGAACCUGCUGGGCACAUACACCUUGACCAAGCUCGCCCUCCCGCACCUGCGGAAGAGCCGGGGGAACGUCAUCAACAUCUCCAGCCUGGUCGGGGCGAUUGGCCAGUCCCAGGCUGUUCCCUAUGUGGCCACCAAGGGGGCAGUAACAGCCAUGACCAAAGCCUUGGCCCUGGAUGAGAGUCAAUAUGGCGUCCGAGUCAACUGCAUCUCCCCAGGAAACAUCUGGACCCCAUUGUGGGAGGAGCUGGCAGCCUCAACGCCGGACCCCACGGCCACAAUCCGAGAGGGCACACUGGCCCAGCCCCUGGGCCGCAUGGGCCAGCCAGCUGAGGUGGGGGCUGCCGCCGUCUUCCUGGCCUCCGAAGCCAACUUCUGCACAGGGAUUGAGCUGUUUGUGACUGGGGGUGCGGAGCUGGGGUAUGGGUGCAAGGCCAAGUGGGGCGCCCCUGUGGAAGCCCCCACCAUCCCUCCCUGAUUUCCCACGUUUUCCCUUGGGCCUCCCUGACUAGGACUCUCCCACCCUAAACUCAGUCUCCUAAAUUCUAGCCUCUACCACAUGCCUCUUGGGUGC